AUGAUCCGCGUGGUCAUGCCCAUCAUUCCGACGCCCGAGGCGCUCUGUCCACCGCGCGCUCCCGUUGUCUACGAAGAGAUCCUCCGCCGCGCGAAUGUGACAGACGUGAAUUACCUGACCUCGUUGAGGUCCAAGGCAGAUGACAUUCUCCCGCUGCUGUUCGACAUUGCUCGGGACCAAGGCCGGGAAAUCUCGCCCGGCAUGACUUUCAAACCGCAGCAGUUCGAACAACUCAAGAGACUCCACGACGCGUAUCUUCGGGGCGAGCUGCAGGCGCAACUGGAGCGGGAGAAGCAGGCGCACGGCGACCCUGCAGAGGCGCAUGCGGCGGCCGCCGAACUGGAGCCUGUAGGCUCUCCCGAGAGCUUGGAAGACGCACGCCUUGCACGCAUUGUCGCCAAGCAUUCGGGGAAGCAAACGGCGCGGCGAGCGUUGCCGGCUCUGCGCUCAUCUGUGCCGCCUGCCUUCCACCUCAUUGAUGAUCUGUACGGCCCCAUCUAUGACAAAAAGGUUCUCCUGAAACAGGUCCAUUUCUUCUUGGAGCAAGGGAACUACGAGGCGGUGCGGAAGGUGCUUCGAGAAAACCGCAAUGUGCUGUGCAUGGAAGAUGCGAAGAAACUGCUGGAGUUCGCGGCUUCCGUCAUCGAGGCGCAGGAAAAGGCGGCGCUGGCGCGCCGCAUUGAAGGUGCCUGGGACGCUUACCGCCGCGCGCUCCCUGCCUCUUUCACUCACCACGACGCUGAGAAUCUCCAGGCCCAGCUCGCUCGCCUUUCCUCGUUAGCGGCUUCUGGAGCGUCGCGCGAAGUUGAAGGCGCGGACACAGGCUUGCCCACCACUUCACGGCGCGAGAAGCGAGAGCGACAAGCCGACAAGAGGAAGCGGCGCGAAGCAGAGGCAGCGGUGCGAACGCAGGCGCAUCUCCUCAAGCGCCUGUAUGAGAAAACCACGGCGGAGAUUCGCGACCUUCAGCAGGAAGCAGGGCUCCGCGUUCGGGCGCUCUACCACUCGAUCCACAAAGCCCUUUGGGAGCAUGGCGCCCUCAAACCUUACGAAAAGCGGCCUGGAAAGAACAAGCAAAGAGCGACGCUCGACGUUGGCGAUGUUUCGCCGUACCUGAAGCCUCCGCCAGAGGCGACGCGCCUGGAGCGGCUCGAGGCGACUGAGGCUUUCGCUCGAGCUGUGGAAAACGAGGACUGGAUGACCGCCUGCAAGAUCCUUCGCACCAAGACACGUCUCCUCAUGUUCAAGAGCCGCCAUAAGCUGUUGGCCAGAUUUCUAGAGCUCUACCAGGUGGUGCAUGCAAAGGCUAAGAAAACUCAGCCAGUUGCAGAGACCACGGACGCAGCAAGAGAAGCUGGCGAUGGUGAUCUUGGAUCGGAAGCGAGGCACGAGCCGAACGCAGGGUCGGGUGACAGGACUCAUCCCGAGACCCAGGGGAAACCGGCAGCAGAAGGGGAAGCUGGGGCGAAACGAAAACGCCUGACGAGGCGGGAGAAGAAUGCACUCAAGCGACCCUUCACAAAGCCGCCCGUUGGCGGGCCGUACUCGGAAAAGGAUCUCAAUUUUUUCCGAAAAGUGUGGUGGACUACUCUGCGAAAACCUACCGUGGUCAUGAAGCUCCUGGAGCCUGUUGCCGAAUGGGGUGACGCGGAAGCAAAGAAUCUGUACAGAGUUCAGCUCGCCGAGUACCGAGAAAGGAAGAGGCAGAGAAACCUUCAGUUCUGGCGAGAUCGCGGCAUCGACCUGACCAAGUACACCAUGGACUUCGGCGACGCGAAAGGCCUUGACUGGCUUCGACAGAAACAGGCAGAGGGAGCUCUCGACGCGCCGCCGCCCACGCUGUGCAAAACCAAGAAACAACUCGAAGAGGAGGAGCAGCAAGAACGGCUGGCGCAGGACCGGGAGAGAAGGGCGGAAGAAGCCGAUGGAGGGGGAGAUGAAACCGAGCAACCCAAAAAAGAGGAAGAAAUGAGGGAAAGAGAUGCCACGCAGGCGGUACUGCCCGGGACGGAGGCGAAACAGAACGCGGAGGCGCAGUGCCGGGCGUAG
Molecule: messenger RNA, 2049 nt
Organism: Neospora caninum
Lineage: Eukaryota; Apicomplexa; Conoidasida; Eucoccidiorida; Sarcocystidae
Exons: 6
Coding region: 1-2049 (682 amino acids)
Source: RefSeq, a predicted model, not a curated record